Cydia fagiglandana is the source of this 1178-nucleotide messenger RNA. RefSeq lists its product as uncharacterized. The record is from RefSeq and is a predicted model, not a curated record. Bases 272 to 1033 code for a protein of 253 amino acids. The transcript is spliced from 6 exons. Lineage: Eukaryota; Metazoa; Arthropoda; Insecta; Lepidoptera; Tortricidae.
UUUGCUGGAAAAUCGAAGAUGCGCGCGCACAGAAUUCCCACCAACGCGUCGAUAAAACAGAUGGAGACUUGCCGAUUUUAAUAAAAGCCGAUCCGGCCUAAAUCGACCCAACGAUACCGACGCGAUCUUAUAAACGAUACCGAUAUUACGACUUUACGAUAAAAUUACGAUAUUUUCAACACGAAAUUGAAAUACUGACUGCUUAAUAAAUAAGUGCUUCAAAGAUAAAUCUCAUGUAAAUACCAUAUAGUUAAUUAUAUUUGACGAUAAAAUGGAUACAGAUUUAAAAGCCCGAAAGCAAGUAAGUUUGGAGCAGUUAAAAGGUCUUUUAGAUUACCUGAAUGAACAUCAAGAUUUGGCUAAAGGACUGACCAGGGGUCGCAGAGGGAAACUCCACUCCGUGAAGUUAUGGAAUGUUUGUGCCAAGAAACUAAAUGCUAUCGGGGAAGGUGCUGUGAAAGAUGGAAAAGGAUGGUCGAAGUAUUGGUGUGACUGGAAAUACAGAGUCCGUCGCCGGGCCCUGGAGCUGAAGGCGGCCCGAGACAGUAACAAGCCACCGCCUGAUGGAGUGGCCGGCCUCAGCCAGAUGGAGGAAACCAUCCUGGAGAUCAUCGGGGAGAGCGUCGUCUCUGGCGUGGUGAUUAAGAGCGAUCCUUUAGCUGAAGCGAGCUUUUCAGAUGAAGAAGAAUCGUAUAUGGCUGACAAUAGCGAGGAAGCACCUAUAAAUUAUGGCGUUACAAAGACCCGCCGAGGCAAAAAGAGAAGGCAUUCAUCCCAAAAUAUAUCUGAUGCCGACGACGAGGUCGGGACCAGUAGCCCUCGCCAUGAGAGAAAACAAAAGAAAUUGAAGACUGACAAUGAAUCUGAUGAAGAUGAAAGUGCCUCGGAGUUGAUUCGCCUGGAAAGGGAAAAACUUGAAUAUACUAAACAAUUUCUCGAAACUACUCGAGAAAUAUCUAGCCACGUGGGAAAACUUGUUAACGUAAUGACUAGAAUUAAAGAUUUUCUUCUAAUGAACCAUAGAGGGGAUUAAUUAAAGAUACAGAAGAAAAAAACAUAAGAAUAAAUACAAAAAGAAUCUCUCCGGCGGGGAAUCGAACCCCGGUCUCCCGCGUGACAGGCGGGGAUACUUACCACUAUACUACCGAAGACUUAUGGGAGUGGUUGAAAAACUGGUU